Molecule: messenger RNA, 3263 nt
Organism: Suncus etruscus (white-toothed pygmy shrew)
Lineage: Eukaryota; Metazoa; Chordata; Mammalia; Eulipotyphla; Soricidae
Gene: SOX6
Product: SRY-box transcription factor 6
Exons: 18
Coding region: 330-2738 (802 amino acids)
Biological process (GO): central nervous system development; positive regulation of chondrocyte differentiation; cell fate commitment
Cellular component (GO): nucleus
Molecular function (GO): DNA-binding transcription factor activity, RNA polymerase II-specific; RNA polymerase II cis-regulatory region sequence-specific DNA binding
Source: RefSeq, a predicted model, not a curated record
CUUUUUCUCCGAUGUACCUUAUGGAUUCGGGUCUGGUAUCAAGGUCACUUUCAUGAAUUCAAAGGCAAUUUACCAGUGAUUUCUGGGUGCUGGGGCUGACUUCUGUGCGUAUUUGAUUUCAUUGGCUGUUCUGGGAGUUUUAUGAUUCCAUACAAAUUUUAGAAGUAUUUGUUCUCUGUCCUUGAAAAUACCAUGAGAAUUUUGAUGUGGAUUGCAUUACAUCUGUAAAUUCCUUUGGAUAAAAUAAUCUGAAUUUGGAAGGCAAUUUGUUGUCCAAACAUAGCUAUGUAAACUCUACCUGGCUCUGGGAGAUCACAUUAAAAAGAAGAAUGUCUUCCAAGCAAGCCACCUCUCCAUUUUCCUGUGCAGCUGAUGGAGAGGAAGGUAUGACCCAAGAUUUGACCUCAAGGGAAAAGGAAGAGGGAAGUGACCAACAUGUGGCCUCCCAUCUGCCUCUGCACCCCAUAAUGCACAACAAACCUCACUCUGAGGAGCUACCAACACUUGUCAAUACCAUUCAGCAAGAUGCUGAUUGGGACAGCAUGCUGUCAUCUCAGCAAAGAAUGGAGUCAGAAAAUAAUAAGUUAUGUUCCCUAUACUCCUUCCGAAAUACCUCUACCUCACCACAUAAGCCUGACGAAGGGAGUCGGGAUCGUGAGAUAAUGACCAGUGUUACUUUUGGAACCCCAGAACGCCGCAAAGGGAGCCUUGCCGAUGUGGUGGACACACUGAAACAGAAGAAGCUUGAGGAAAUGACUCGGACAGAACAAGAGGAUUCUUCCUGCAUGGAAAAACUACUUUCAAAAGAUUGGAAGGAAAAAAUGGAAAGACUAAAUACCAGUGAGCUUCUUGGAGAAAUUAAAGGUACACCUGAGAGCCUGGCAGAAAAAGAACGGCAGCUCUCUACCAUGAUUACGCAGCUGAUCAGUUUACGGGAGCAGCUCCUGGCAGCGCAUGAUGAACAGAAAAAGCUGGCAGCCUCACAAAUUGAGAAACAACGGCAGCAAAUGGACCUUGCUCGCCAACAGCAAGAACAGAUUGCAAGACAACAGCAGCAACUCCUGCAACAGCAGCACAAAAUCAAUCUAUUGCAGCAACAGAUCCAGCAGGUUCAGGGUCACAUGCCUCCGCUCAUGAUCCCAAUUUUUCCACAUGACCAGCGGACCUUGGCAGCAGCUGCUGCUGCCCAACAGGGAUUCCUCUUCCCUCCUGGAAUAACAUACAAACCAGGUGAUAACUACCCUGUACAGUUCAUUCCAUCAACAAUGGCAGCUGCUGCUGCUUCUGGACUCAGCCCUUUACAGCUCCAGCAGCUCUAUGCCGCUCAGCUGGCCAGCAUGCAGGUGUCACCUGGAGCAAAGAUGCCAUCAACUCCACAGCCACCAAACACAGCAGGGGCAGUCUCACCUACUGGGAUAAAAAAUGAAAAGAGGGGGACCAGCCCUGUAACUCAAGUUAAGGAUGAAGCAGCAGCACAGCCGCUGAAUCUCUCCUCCCGACCUAAGACAGCUGAACCUGUAAAGUCCCCAACUUCUCCCACCCAGAGCCUCUUCCCAGCUAGCAAAACCAGCCCUGUCAACCUGCCCAACAAAAGCAGCAUCCCCAGCCCCAUCGGAGGAAGCCUGGGAAGAGGAUCCUCUUUAGGUAAAUGGAAAGGUCAUCACCUGGAAGAGACUUAUGAAUUAGAUAUCCUGUCCAGUCUCAACUCUCCUGCAUUGUUUGGAGAUCAGGAUACAGUGAUGAAAGCCAUUCAGGAGGCUCGAAAAAUGCGAGAACAGAUCCAGAGGGAGCAACAACAGCAACAGCCACAUGGCGUUGAUGGUAAACUGUCCUCCAUGAAUAAUAUGGGACUGAAUAACUGCAGGAAUGAAAAGGAAAGAACACGUUUUGAGAAUUUGGGGCCCCAGUUAACAGGAAAAUCUGGUGAAGAUGGAAAGCUGGGCCCAGGUGUCAUCGAUCUUACUCGGCCAGAAGAUGCAGAGGGAAGUAAAGCAAUGAAUGGCUCUGCAGCUAAACUACAGCAGUAUUAUUGUUGGCCAACAGGAGGUGCCACUGUGGCUGAAGCACGUGUCUACAGGGAUGCCCGGGGCCGGGCCAGCAGUGAGCCACACAUCAAGCGACCAAUGAAUGCUUUCAUGGUUUGGGCAAAGGACGAGAGGAGGAAAAUCCUUCAAGCCUUUCCUGACAUGCAUAACUCCAACAUUAGCAAAAUCUUAGGGUCUCGCUGGAAAUCCAUGUCUAACCAAGAGAAGCAACCUUAUUAUGAAGAGCAGGCCCGGCUUAGCAAGAUCCACUUAGAGAAGUACCCAAACUAUAAAUACAAACCUCGACCCAAACGAACCUGCAUUGUUGAUGGCAAAAAACUCCGCAUCGGAGAGUACAAACAAUUGAUGAGGUCUCGGAGACAGGAGAUGAGGCAGUUCUUUACUGUGGGGCAGCAGCCUCAAAUUCCAAUCACCACAGGAACAGGUGUUGUGUAUCCUGGUGCUAUUACUAUGGCAACUACCACACCAUCACCUCAGAUGACAUCUGACUGCUCUAGCACCUCUGCCAGCCCAGAGCCCAGCCUCCCGGUCAUCCAGAGCACUUAUGGUAUGAAGACAGACGGUGGAAGCCUAGCUGGAAAUGAGAUGAUUAAUGGAGAGGAUGAAAUGGAAAUGUAUGACGACUAUGAAGAUGAUCCCAAAUCAGACUAUAGCAGUGAAAAUGAAGCCCCGGAGGCUGUCAGUGCCAACUGACAGAGUGCUUGUUUGCGGAAUUAAAAUACUCUGACAUUUCACCAACCCCCCUCCCUAAACAAAAAAGUUCUUAAAGAGCCCGCAUGCAUUUGUGGCUCCACAAUUACAUCAGCAGAAUGGUCUUAAUUGUUUCGUAAAGUGUGAGACAGAUUAAGUUUUUCCCUGAUUUUUCAUGAACUUGAGUUUUUUUGUCGUUACUGUUAUUGUUGUUGUUGUUUUUUAAUUUAGGUGAAGACAUAUUAAAUAUGAGACACCAGGACUUGAAAACUUAUCUCGACCUAUAGCUGUCUUACAAGUCUUAUAUUUUUGUCUUACUUUUAAUUAUUUUUUCUUUUGGAUGUUGAUAAAGGUUUAAGUUACUGUUUUAGAUGGGGUUAAACAUUCUCACUCAGGUAUGCUGUGCCGGCCUACAGGUUGUGAAUGUGUUUUUAUUCUGAAUUACUUUAGACAACAAUUGACGAUUUCAUAUUGUGAAACAGAACAAGUCCACGGCGUGUGCAGCUGCAUGUAGAGCAUAUUCUAAAG